Messenger RNA from Electrophorus electricus (electric eel), 3886 nucleotides. RefSeq names its product zDHHC palmitoyltransferase 21 (gene zdhhc21). Gene Ontology annotation, cellular component: endoplasmic reticulum; Golgi apparatus. Gene Ontology annotation, biological process: peptidyl-L-cysteine S-palmitoylation; protein targeting to membrane. The record is from RefSeq and is a predicted model, not a curated record. Gene Ontology annotation, molecular function: protein-cysteine S-palmitoyltransferase activity. Lineage: Eukaryota; Metazoa; Chordata; Actinopteri; Gymnotiformes; Gymnotidae.
AUAACGACAAACUGUCAACUAGUAAGUGUUCCUCGACCGCGUCUGAGGAUGUGGGUGAGGUUUGGGAAGCUUGUUUUCACCCUGUGAUUCGUCCCAUGGCUGGACCAGUUUCGUUGCUGGUGGUGCCUGUAUAUUAAGAUAACCCAAGUGUCCCACCGUUGGCCUGAAGCUGAGCCUGUGUCCUGGAUCAGAAGACUCUGGUGGUGUCCCGAGGCCUUGGGGUUAUGCAGAAGAAUGAAGCUGCGCAUGCACUUUGUGGUGGAUCCCAUGGGCUGGUUCUGCCUGGGCAUGGUGCUCUUCAUCUGGCUCUACAACACAAUCUUCAUCCCUAAGCUGGUGCUGCUGCCACAUUAUGCUGAAGGACACAUACCCAGUGCUCUAGUGGUCUGUUAUUAUCUAGCAUCACUCUUGUGUGUGUCUGCACUGAUAAGGGCUUCGACAGCUGACCCCGGGCGCCUCGCUCCAGACCCCACAAUCCCUCUCGCAGAACGCGAACAAUGGGAACUGUGCAAUAAGUGCAACAUGAUGAGGCCCAAGAGGUCGCACCACUGCAGCCGCUGUGGAUACUGCGUGCGACGCAUGGACCACCACUGUCCCUGGAUUAAUAACUGUGUCGGGGAAGACAACCACUGGCUCUUUCUGCAGCUGUGCUUCUACACUCAGGUCCUGAGUCUCUACACUCUGGUGCUGGACUUCUGCCAGUACUACUACUUCCAGCCUCUGGCUUCGAUGGACCCGGUGGUGUUCACGGGGCGGCACGAGCUGGCGCUGCUGCGUGUGUCCUGCUUCAUGGCUCUGGUCAUGUUUGGAGGCAUGAGCAGUCUCUUCUACUCGCAGAUCACGGGAAUCCUCUCUGACAUGACCACUAUCGAGAAAAUGUCCCACUCCACAGAUGGGAUCGGUGCGCACCGGACCUGGCAGCAGUCUCUGGCUGAGGUGUUUGGCACUCGCUGGAAGCUCCUGUGGUUCCUGCCUUUCAGAAGCCGCCGCCCCCUGCACCCAGGCUCCGCCUCCCACGUGUAGCCGGACGGCCGGAGGCUCCUCCUCCUCCUCCUCCUCACUCCUCACUCCUCCCUCCUCUACCCCACUCAGCCUCCACUGUGGCCUGAUGUUUGUAAGGUAUCAAAGCUCCAGUCCUCUUCAGGGUUCAGUCUGUGCGUGAUCUCGGCCAUGUAUGUUGAACAUGAGUCUUCUUUUUCCAACGCCAAGGCUAGCUGCUGCUCUCGCCUCAUGGAAUUAUUGAAGGCUAAACGCAAUCUACUUUUACAUUUGGAUAACAGUGUAUUUUGUUUCUUUGUUUUAUAUCGUAAACUUUAUAAGAAACCUCUGAAUGUGUGUCAUAGCGUUUCCUUAGGUAAGGAAACCUCAAGGGUACGACUAUAUUAUAAGGGAAUUGUUGUUUCCAGGGUAACACUCCAUAAGUAGAGCUGGGCCCAGGCCCCUCCUCCUGCCUAGAGUUGUAGAUGUGAUUGGCAGGGUGCGGGAGGUUUUCUCUCUGGCUUUGUAGGGUGGGUGGCUGAUGGCUCCAGAGGUGAGCCAUGACCUCUGGCAAGAGCUGAGGACAGAGCCAGACAGCCUCGAAACAAACGCGCGCACACACCCCUGGCUCGGUAAAACGGCACUAAAUCCUCAACUUGAAUUCUGAUCGCCUAGCAGGGCAGCUUCUGCUGUGUCCCAUGAAAAUGCGCUCCAUUUGAUCAUUUUUGUCAUCGUCUUUAUUUUACCAUAUUUUUCUGCCUCUUGGAAUAUUGUAAGACAUUUGGUUAAAUUAUAUUUUUAAGACAUGUGCAUAUUCUGCAAGGUUAAUUAAUUAUACAUACAUAAUUCAAAUAAAUUAUAGAGAUGAAUUAUACAUGGCCUUUUUAUUUUAAGAUUCCUUUUCCCCAAAGAUAUGAAAUGUGAAAUCCAUGACACCAAAUAGCUAAAAAUAGAAUGAACACCCAAAUGUGCGAUUAGCUUUUGAUUAUAGUUCAGUGGUUAUGACUUCACUUAAAUCCUCCAAACUGUAUUGCAUCAAAAAGAAUGGAAUUAGUCUCCGAUUAUAAUAGUUUUUAGCCACAGCGGUUAAAUAUAGCAGCACAGCGGGGAGCGAUAUGUUUUUUUGGUACCUCUUGUGCAAGCUUAAAAUCUUGUAAUAAAUUAUUGAAGUGCCUCCUCGCAACCAGUCAGACUUUCCAUUUGGUGUUAUGAUGCACCUUUUUAAGUAGGUUCUGAAUGGCUUUCCAGUAGGUAUGGCUGGUACAGAUUUCUUUCCAAAAUGUCAUAAAAAGAACUUAUCAAUAUAAAUUAAGCAUGUCUUGCCUUCAGAAGGAAAUUCGCCAUUUAGUGGAAUAGUUUCACUUAACAUGCAUCAGCAAGUAAAUUCUGCUAUUAAACAAUUGUAGUUCAUGAAGUACUAAAUAUUCUUAAUGGAGUACUCUUACAGCUCAUGGAAAGCUUAUACUACAAUAUGCAACAUUUAAGAUAAAGACUUAACCCUAUGCUCAUGGUAGAUAUCUCAGCCUUAUUUUUGCACCAUUUUGAAUUCUUAGAUUGUGUGUACCGUCUGUGGUGACAUUAAAUGUGCUUUACAUAUAUGCACUCUAGGUGCCUAACCUUACAUGAUUUUGUUUGGAUCGGAAUUGUAUUGUAACGCCUGGUUUAUGUUUCUGGGAUGUAAAUGAAUUAUGUUCUAACAUUUGUUUACCUCACUUUUUAAAGUUUGCCAGAAGUUUUAGCUAUAUAUAAUUUUUUAAAAUUUUUUUUAAACAAGUAUUUAUUGGAAAUCAAACAGGUUCACAUCCAGGAUGAAUGCUGAAAUCGGUCCAGGACAAGCCGAUCCAAUGUGGUGAUGCUUCUACUACCUAUUUAGCCAGUCUGCUGUCUGAAAUCUGAAAAAGAACAUGCCUAUGGCAGCCAGAAUGGACCAAAAAGUCAAUUCCCACAAUGUCCUGUCUGGGUACUGAUUAUUUUACACUAAAUAAUUUUUCUGUGCUGCGCUACUUGCAUAUCAGUCUGACUUUUAAAGCCUUGUGGGGUGUUUGCUUUUUAAUUUAGCAAAAGGGACUAAAAAAAAUAACAAUAAUAAAUAAAUGUUUUAGGGUUUAUAUUUUGAUUGUACGAAGUAAGCAUUAGUGAAUCUCUUGUUAACACUGCCGUGCUUCUUUGAUUUCAACAUGGACUCCUAGCUGUGUUGCCCUGUAAUUCUUAUGGCAGACUGCUUUCAAAUGCACAGCACACCAUCACUCAUGUCAUACUACCGGCCUGGUGGACACUGUUUGUGGCAUGAAAAUGUACGGCAAUGAUGUGAUCUUUUAGUAGAUGCUGUCGGCUAAAUGUAAAUGGAACCGUACAACACGCCUCACGUUACGUGACACAGUGGCGUGGCUGUAAUGUUCUUAUGUUGCUUUGAUAUUACAUCAUGUGGAAUAUGUAAAGCAUUUUAGCGUAUGGAAACCACUUUAGCUCCAUUUCAAAUGUACUCAAUACUCAAUUUAAAUUUAGCAAGGUUGUGACGUGCAUAUCCGUCUUACAACUGUAAAGCAAUAAGACCUAGCGUUUUCUUCACUGUGCUAGAACAGAUACAAAAAUAUAAAUACUACUAUCCAGAUGCUGACACGUACUGAUGGUGUGAGUUGGCAGACGUGUGCAGGUAGCUCGCGCUGUGCAGUUGGGUCUGCGUCUACUGUCACGAACGGUAGAAAUGACUGUCGCACUGUUGUGAGGUCUUUAUUCAGGUCUAAGACUACUUAAUGAUUGUUGGCGUGUUUUACCUUUUGUUGUUUUGUGCAGAACCUUCACGUGGUGUAAAUCAAUGUUAACCUUUGUGCUUAUGGGAUUACACAGAAUGCGAUAUACAAAUUGUUAUUUAUUAGGGCAUUUUUUUAAAUAAAUGGCGGUUUUCAAA